Molecule: messenger RNA, 549 nt
Organism: Leptonychotes weddellii (Weddell seal)
Lineage: Eukaryota; Metazoa; Chordata; Mammalia; Carnivora; Phocidae
Source: RefSeq, a predicted model, not a curated record
GUAUUGCAGGAGCGCUUCCAAGGUUUGAAUACUGGAUUUUCAUCAAGUUCAAAAAAUUGGGAUGAAGGUUUGUCUAAACUAUUCGAUGAAAUUCUACAGCAAGUGUUUUACAAGGUUCCAUAUGGGACACCAUUUGAUGAAGCAAGAACAGCAAGCAAAUCAAUUACAAAGAGAGACAUGAAUUCAGAAAUUUUCAUCAAAGGAACCAGUGUUCCUGGGUAUUCUACUGCACCAAGGUUUCUCCUUGGCAGCAUGGACAGAAUUUCUAUUAAUGGUCACAAUUCAGAGAAGAGGGAUAAAGAAUCCUCUCUCUCCAACAGGGAUAUAAAUGAGCCAUUUUCUGCUAUAGAUAAAGAAACACUUGAAGAAGGAGUUAGGACAGAUGUUCAAAAUAAGAACGUACCGUGUGCGCAGCUUCUGCAGUUCCUCCAGAGGAACAUCAUCAUUGCCGCCGCCUCAGUGGCGGGAAUCCUUGUGGUCACAGUGUUGUUGGUGCUGGCCUUGACCACAUGCAUCAGGAGGAAACAACUAUCGUGAGUGGCUCAUAGC